Messenger RNA from Lingula anatina, 1876 nucleotides. Its product is annotated as glucosaminyl-phosphatidylinositol-acyltransferase PIGW. Lineage: Eukaryota; Metazoa; Brachiopoda; Lingulata; Lingulida; Lingulidae. Gene Ontology annotation, biological process: protein localization to plasma membrane; GPI anchor biosynthetic process. The record is from RefSeq and is a predicted model, not a curated record. Gene Ontology annotation, molecular function: glucosaminyl-phosphatidylinositol O-acyltransferase activity. Gene Ontology annotation, cellular component: membrane; endoplasmic reticulum.
UACUUUAUAAAUGGAACGGCGGCCACAGGAUUCAACUUAUCAAUGGGUGUUACAAUCAUUUCUUAAUUUGAUGAAAUGUCCAUAUGAAAAGUUCAUAAAUAAGCGGGACUUCAGGAAACUAAAAUGAUUGGAGAACGACACACCUACAAGCAGCAACAUGAAGAUUUUGUCAGUCAUAACAAUGGGACAUCACCAUGGGAGAUCACAGUGAUAGCUUCAGUAGCACCACUCUCUGUGUUUCUCUAUGCUUUAGUGUCUACAUGGCUGUUCAUUGGAACAAGGAACAGAGUGACAGACAGUCAAGCAAAUAGAUUCAUCAUAGACUUUGUCACCAUUGUGUUGCCCACUCUACUUGGUUGCACAGUACUGGCAGACCACAAAAUUAUGAUGUACACUGGGUUGCUUUGUACCUGUGCUGGGCUCCUUAUCAUAAGAGACCAGAGGCCUAGCCAGCAGAAACCUGACUGCAACUUUUUAGAUAUACGGACUGAAAAACGAAUUAUGUUUAUAUCAAAUUUCCGCGCAUAUGUGAAUAUUGCCACUGCAGUAACCAUAUUGGCUGUGGACUUUGCUAUAUUUCCAAGGCGGUUUGCCAAGACAGAGUUAUAUGGCAUGGGUCUCAUGGAUGUUGGAGUUGGAUCUUUUGUCAUUGCUAAUGCUAUUGUUUCUCCAGAAGCAAGAGGCAAAGAAUUAGGAAGAAGGAGUUUGCUGAACAUCUACACUAAUGUUCUCCAGUCCGUCAUGUCAUCUGUACCUCUAUUCCUCCUUGGAGUAGCAAGAUUUGUAUCUGUAAAAAGUACCAACUAUCACGAACAUGUGACAGAGUAUGGGGUCCAUUGGAAUUUCUUUUUUACAUUGGCUUGUGUUAAGGUUUUAUCCACACUUAUUCUAAAUAUACUUCCAAACAAAUACCCUGGAAUGAUAGGAGCAGUCAUCGCAAUUUUCUAUCAGUAUGUUUUAAGUGAGUGGAACCUUACAGAAUAUGUUAUAUAUGGCAGAACUAUGGACUAUGAUGAUCGCAAAAGUUUUGUUAGUGCCAACCGUGAAGGGAUUUGUUCUUGUAGUGGCUAUCUAGCUAUUUACUUUGCUGGUAUACAGCUUGGAAAAUUUUUGUUGAAAAAAAGAGAUAGAUUAAAAGAGUGGCUCUAUGCCUUUGUUGUAUUGGAGGCCUUGACCUGUUUGUUCUGGUUCUUUCUCUUGUUGAGUGAAGUUUAUGUGGAUCCAGUUUCAAGACGAAUGGCCAAUUUAUCCUAUGUGGUAUGGAUGUUAGCAUACAAUCUCCAAAGUCUGGUGACAUUUCUGUUGGUGGACCUAUUGAUAGUGGCAUUACAACACUGGCGGUUCUUGCCUCCUUUGCUGAUAGAUCCCCACAUGGUGCAGCACAAAGUUGGCGUGUCUGAUCUCAUCAAUGCAAUCAACAGGAAUGCACUUAUGUACUUUCUCUUAGCCAAUAUCUUCACAGGGCUUGUGAACAUUUUCAUGGAAACCAUUUAUGCUCCUCCCACUACUUCAUUUUGGGUGCUGGCAGCUUACUUGGCUAUCCUGUCAGGAGUGUCAUUAGUUUUACACAAACUGAAUAUUAAUACAAAGAUUUGGUGAAAUAUGCAUUAUGCUAAUUAAUAUUUAGUAAAUUUGAUAUCAAUACUACUUGAUGUUAUGUGUUAAAAGGGAAUUUCUAUAAUUUUACAUCUUGCUUAAUUUAUAUUGCCAGUUGCAUAUGAUUCUUUUACCUACUUUUUUUUAUAGAAACCAAUUUCAAUUAUUUCCUUAGGUAUCUUUUAAAAUCUCCCAAUUUCAGAUUGAUCCAUUAAAAUGCAUGUCUUUUGCAUAUAUUCUUCUGUAUCAGUAGUGUGAUAAUAUAUCCCCAAAAAUAUUU